UCCGUCUAAUUCUGCAAUUCUAAAAUAUUUGAAAUGGUUGCAUGCUUCAGCGAUUAAUUUUGUUAUCGUGAUCCGGAAGACCCUCUGAUAUAGACAUCCAUGUAUAUGUUUGUAUAUAGAGGAAGUUAUUUUCUCGUCAGAUCCCAAUGUUUACAUCGUGGUCCAGCUACCCACAGCGGCAGACGACAGUCCUACCUCAGCCAUUGGUUCCCGCCAGUUUAGCCAAGCACCCCCAACAAUGGACCAAGGAGGAGGUUGCGGCGUGGCUCCGGUGGUGCGGGGAGGAGUACUCAAUAGAGACAGUUUCCGCCGAUAAGUUCGACAUGAAUGGAAAAGCCCUGUGUCUUUUGAAGAGAAGUGAUUUUAUGGAGCGGGUGCCAAAGAACGGAGACCUUCUGUUCAAUGCAUUAAAUAAGCUCGUACAGAAAAACUCAGGUACAUUUGAGGGUCAAUCCCAAUCAGGAUCCCCCUACCAAAAUAUCUCACCAUCACCGUCCACAUUUCAGAUCCCACAACAGUUUUCGUCGCCAGAUCAGACUAACGGAGGUUUAGUUCUUAUAUCCCGGUCCAAUGCACAGACAACACCAGUGUAUACUACCAAAGUGAGGCCAUUUGUACCCAUACUUCCACAUCCGGUGAAUCAUAUCACAAAACAAGAGAUACCCCCCGUCACUACAGUUCCAGGUAGAAUUUUAAGUCCUGCGCCCAGUCCCUCCGACACAGGAAGUGGAUCGGACGUAGAUUCCUGUACAGAAUAUGACGAUCGCAUGACGUGUAGAAAUCCAAUUCAGCCAUUGCAAUUGAACUACAUGAAUCAGCUACGCCCAACGAUGGCCACAGGUUCAGAGCUUGUUCCAUUCCUCCGAAGCAAGGAAUCAGGUAUGAAUUGUCGGUUGUUAUGGGAAUUUAUAUACCAGCUUCUCCAGAAUCCAUACUAUAAGGAAUAUGUCUGUUGGGAAAAAUUAGAUGACUAUGUUUUCAGGAUCAACAACCCAACAGGACUGGCACAACUUUGGGGCCACCAGAAAAAUCGAACGAACAUGACUUACGAGAAACUCUCUCGAGCACUCAGAUAUUAUUACAGAAUGAACAUCAUCAAGAAAGUCUCUGGAAAACGACUUACAUAUAAAUUUAUGCAACCUCCUUGCAACAUACAGAAAGGCCAAAGAGGAGCAAAGCCUCACAGCCGAUCAAAUCUGUUAUCAUCUUGUAAAGACGAAGAAGUAGAUGAUUUUGACGAUGAAAUGCGCACAGACGACACUUUAUUAUCAUCAGAAUUGUCUCAGGCUUCAAUAGAAUCAAGACCUAUUAAACUUGAAAUUCCGGACUGUCACGAAUUCUCAAGAACAGACGUUACCCGGGAUAAGCUUACGAGGAGUAUGUCUUACCCGGGAAUGAUGCAUUUGUCCUCGACAAGCAACUCUACGGAUGUGAUGGAUCAGCCAAUUGACUUUACAAUGACAACGCUGAAGCGUAAAGAAAAGUCGGUUGAUGACAGUGUUUCAUCCACAAGGACAUGUACACAAAUGAGUUUUCCACUGACCAUUAAUGCCCCUGUGUCAACUAACAGUUGACGGAUCACUCAUCAAUGUUGUUAAUACUGGGUGGGGUCUCUGUGUGUUGCAGUGGUUUGUGAUUUUAUAUGGUUGUUUUCCAAGUGAAACUGAAACCGGUGCUCAUUGUCGACUAUGAAAGAUAAACGCUACUAUGUCAGUAGUGCAAGUGAUUUUUUUUCAUUGAUACAAAUCCUCAAUUUUACAAAUAUAUAGCUACAAGACUUUAUCAUGCGAUUAAAUAUUACAAAAUGUUUUGUGUAAAUAUGUGGUCAUUAUUUGAUGACGU
Messenger RNA from Saccostrea echinata, 1842 nucleotides. RefSeq names its product transcription factor ETV7-like. Gene Ontology annotation, molecular function: sequence-specific DNA binding; DNA-binding transcription factor activity, RNA polymerase II-specific. The coding region runs from base 147 to 1574 and encodes 475 amino acids. Gene Ontology annotation, biological process: cell differentiation; regulation of transcription by RNA polymerase II. The transcript has 10 exons. The record is from RefSeq and is a predicted model, not a curated record. Gene Ontology annotation, cellular component: nucleus. NCBI's taxonomy places the organism in Eukaryota, Metazoa, Mollusca, Bivalvia, Ostreida, Ostreidae.